AGCAACCGAAAAAAAAAAAUAGAGAAAAAAAAAAAUUGGGACUUAUCUACAAAACAGCCCACCAUCGCCCACUUCCCAUCUUUUUCUUCCCCCCCUCUCUGUGUUUUUUCCUUUUCUUUUUUUCUUUAUCCAAUAUUCACUGUGGGAUACCCCCUCUGGAUUGUUUGGGAUCUCACAGUUCUAACCUGUCUCUGAGCAGUUAUCAGCUGUCAGAGAAGGCAAAGAAAGGGUUGGGUGUGACCCCGCAGCACCAACUGCGUCGUAGCGACGCAAGGCGACGUUUUAGAGAAGAAAAGAAAAAAAUCCAUCGGCCAUCAUGGACCAGCAAAGAUUCCUUCAGCAGCUGCAGAUUGUCCUGAACCCCGCUCAGGGCAACGUUAAGGAAGCGACUGGGGUCUUGCAGCGCGAGUUCUACAACCAGCCGCAAUCGCUUGUCGUCCUGAUCCAGAUUGCGACUUCGCAUGAUGACCAGAACCUGAGGCAGCUGGCGGCCGUCGAGGCGCGGUCGUUGGUGGGCAAGCACUGGUUGACUGUCCCCCCUGAGCAGAAACCCCAGAUCCGCGAGCAGCUGCUCCGCGCGACUGUCGGAGAGAGCUCGGACCUGGUUCGCCAUUCUACUGCUCGUAUCAUCUCUGCUAUCGCGAAGAUUGACCUUCAGGAUGGCGAGUGGGCUGAUCUGCCCAACUUCCUCAUCCAGGCCGCUGCCUCUGGUAAGGCUGAGGAGCGUGCCAUUGCUGUCUACAUUCUCUUCACUGUCCUGGAGACUCUGGGUGAGGGAUUCGAGGAGAAGUUCCAGGAUCUCUUCAACCUGUUCAGCAGGACUAUCCAGGACCCCGAGAGUGCUGAGGUCCGCAUCAACACUCUGCUGGCCCUGAGCAAGCUUGCUCUGCACCUCGAUUCCGAGGAGAACAUGGCUCCUGUCACGGCUUUCCAGGGGCUCUUCCCGUCCAUGGUGGCCGUUCUCAGACAAGCCAUCGACCAGAAGGAUGAGGACCGGAUCAUGCAGGCUUUCGAGGUCUUCCAGACUCUCCUCGGCUGUGACCCGCAACUCAUGAACUUGCACCUUAAGGAUCUCGUCGUCUUCAUGAACGAGAUUGCCGCCAACACCGACAUGGACGAGGAUACCCGUACCCAGGCUCUCAGCUUCAUCAUGCAGUGCGUCCAGUACCGCAAGCUGAAGAUCCAGGGUAUGCGCAUCGGUGAGCAGCUCACUCGUACUGCUCUUCACAUCGCUACUGAGCUGGGCGAGCCCGGUCAGGACGAUGACGAUAUCACUCCUGCCAGGUCUUCCCUCGCCUUGUUGGAUAUCCUUGCCCAGAGCCUCCCUCCCAGUCAGGUUGUUGUGCCCCUUCUGCAAUCCCUGGGCCAGUACUUCACCAACGCAAACCCAGACUACCGCCGUGCUGGUAUCAUGGCCCUGGGAAUGUGCGUUGAGGGAGCUCCAGACUUCAUUAGCACGCAGAUGAAGGAGAUCUUCCCCAUCGUUCUGCAGCUGCUGGCUGACCCCGUCCCGAAGGUCCGCCAGUCUGCUCUUCACAGCGUUGCUCGCCUGGCAGACGACCUGGCUGAAGAUCUCAGCAGAGAGCACGAGAAACUCAUGCCUCUGCUCCUCCAGAACCUAGCCAGUGCCAUGCAGGAGUACAAGGGUGAGGAGAGUGGUCCGACCAUUGACAUCAUGAAGGCUGGCCUCAGCGCUAUCGAUGCUGUUGUCGACGGACUGGAUGAGAAGGAUGUUGUUCCCUACCAAGGAGAGCUCGUCCCGGUCUUGCACAAGCUCUUCAAGCACCCCGAUUUCAAGAUCAAGGCUCUGACUGCCAGUGCUCUUGGCUCCCUUGCCUCCUCUGCCGGCGAGGCCUUCCUGCCCUUCUUCGAUGAGUCCAUGCACCUUCUGCAGGAGUUCGCUACCGUCAAGGACAGCGAGGAUGAAUUGGAGCUCCGUGCUAGUGUCACUGAUGCUAUGGGUGAGAUGUCUGCCUCCGCCGGACCGGAACGCUACCAGCCCUACGUCGAGCCCCUCAUGCGUGCCACCGAGGAGGCCCUCCACCUCGGCCACUCCCGCCUAAAGGAGAGCACCUACAUCUUCUGGGGCUCUAUGUCCAAGGUGUACGCUGAGCAGUUCUCUCCCUUCUUGGAGGGCGUCGUCAAGGGCCUCACCGCUUGUGUCGAGCAGGAGGAGACGGACCUUGAUGUUGACCUUGGUGAAGCCGCUAAGGAUCUUGUUGGCCAGGAGGUCACCAUUGCUGGCCGUAAGGUCAAGGUCGCCAGUGCCGACGAUGACGAUGAGGGCGGUAUUGAGGAUCUCGACCUCGACGAGGAGGACGCCUGGGAUGACAUCACGGCCACCACUCCUAUUGCUCUCGAGAAGGAGAUUGCUGUCGAGGUUAUCGGCGAUAUCAUCACCCACGCCAAGAGCUCCUUCCUUCCCUACUUCGAGAAGACUAUUGAGCUCAUCAUGCCCCUUGCUGAGCACCCGUAUGAAGGUGUCCGUAAGAGCACCAUCAGCACCCUUCACCGUGCUUAUGCCACCCUCUUCUCUAUUGCCGAGGAGAGCGGCCAGAUGGAGAAGUGGAGACCUGGUUUGCCUCUGCAAGUGCAGCUCGCUGGUGAGGUCAAGAAGUUUGGCGAUAUCCUCAUGACCGCCACCAUUAAGAUGUGGGCUGAGGAAGAUGACCGGGCUACUGUUGCCGAUAUCAACCGCAACAUGGCUGAGAACCUCAGAUACUGCGGUCCUGCUCUCGUUGCGGAAGAGGGUGUCCUUCAAAAUGUCAUCCAGCUCAUCAUGGACAUUGUCAACAAGAAGCACCCUUGCCAGGAGGAGUGGGGCCCAGCCGAGGAGACUCUGGAUGAGACCUCCGAGUUCGACUGGGUCGUGGUUGACACUGCUCUCGAUGUCAUCUCCGGCCUUGCCGCUGCUCUGGGCGAGAGCUUCGCCGAGCUCUGGAAGAUCUUUGAGAAGACCGUCCUCCGCUUCGCCGGUAGCACCGAGUCUCUUGAGCGCGCCACUGCUGUCGGUGUCCUGGCCGAGUGCAUCACUGGCAUGGGAGGCGCUGUCACCCCCUUCACGUCUACUUUCAUGAAGCUGUUGAUCCACCGUCUGGGUGACGAGGACCCCCAAACCAAGUCCAACGCCGCUUAUGCUGUUGGCCGUCUGAUCGAGAAGUCCAACGCCAACGAUGUGCUUGUCAAGGAGUAUCCCACGAUCCUCAGCCGACUGGAGAACUGCAUGCACCAGGAUGUCUCUCGUCUUCAGGACAACGCCACCGGAUGCAUCAGCCGCAUGAUCCUCAAGAACAAGGACAGCGUCCCGAUUCCUGAUGUCCUUCCCGCCCUCGUUGGGGUCUUGCCUCUGAAGAACGACUACGAGGAGAACGAGCCUCUGUACCGCAUGAUCUGCCAGCUGUACAAGUGGGAGGACCCGACGGUCCGCCAGCUCACCCCCCGCCUGCUGCCGAUCUUCCAGUCCGUGCUGAGCGAUGAGGACCAGCUUGAAGAUGAGCGCCGCCAGGAGCUUACCGAGUUGGUCUCUUAUAUUAACAGCAACAUGUAGCCCGGUGCUGCUAUCUGGAUCGAGCGGCUGUCGUAAUCGGGUACUGAAAGGUACAUUGGCGGCUGUUUGGAUAGAUCGAUACCAAAUGUGGAUAUGAGUUGAUGAACAGGACGAGAGAAAAAAGAGACAAAAACUAAGAAGGGCACGACGCAUGAAAACAAAAGAUACCCCGGAGCCGUACAGCGGCACGAAGACCAAAAUAGACGUGUGAAUGACAUCGAAUCUACUUUCGAUUUAGUUCCUCUUGUGCUUUCUGUAGCCAGAAAGUUAUACAUAAUAAAAUAUUUCA
Paecilomyces variotii is the source of this 3836-nucleotide messenger RNA. Its product is annotated as armadillo-type protein. NCBI's taxonomy places the organism in Eukaryota, Fungi, Ascomycota, Eurotiomycetes, Eurotiales, Thermoascaceae. Gene Ontology annotation, molecular function: nuclear import signal receptor activity; small GTPase binding. The record is from RefSeq and is a predicted model, not a curated record. The transcript has 4 exons. Gene Ontology annotation, biological process: protein import into nucleus. Gene Ontology annotation, cellular component: nucleus; cytoplasm. The coding region runs from base 317 to 3547 and encodes 1076 amino acids.